Molecule: messenger RNA, 1056 nt
Organism: Glycine soja
Lineage: Eukaryota; Viridiplantae; Streptophyta; Magnoliopsida; Fabales; Fabaceae
Product: ATPase family AAA domain-containing protein 1-A-like
Exons: 4
Coding region: 734-976 (80 amino acids)
Cellular component (GO): mitochondrial outer membrane
Source: RefSeq, a predicted model, not a curated record
ACCUCGUUGUCGUGCUCUCUUCUUUCUCUCUCUCACAACAAUAACUCAUCUCUUCAGAGACCUCUGAUUGGGCCACUCCAAGAGAGACUCCACGCCGCCACUGAUAAUGCCUCCCAAGCUCGCUGUCGUCAUCGCCGACGACGACCUUCCCUCUUCGCUCGGCCAGCUUGCCGCCUCCCUCUGUGAUUCUAACUUUGCACUAACCUCCUCCGGCAAGCCUCUCAGUUCCGUUGCCAACCACUCCUCCACCGUUGCCAGCAAGGUCAAGAAGGCCUUCGGCCUGGAAUCGCCAGGUUUGGCCUCCAGAAAGAGACCUGAAUCUGCUUCGAGCCAAGGAAAGCCGAAACUGCCUCUCAUCGUCGGCAAACUCAUGCGCAACCAGAUGAAGGUUUCCGAAGCCAUGGAUUCGCACGUGCGACGCGUGCUGCUCAGGAUUUCCGCUGGCCAGGUCGUUAACACUCUUCGCUUAAACCACUCCUCACAUUUUUUCGCACGUGCCGCAAUGCAUGUUGCGAGGGAUGCUUGAUCUCGCUCUGCGAGCUUUUUUUCUUUCAGUUUUAUAGUUCUACUGUUUCAUAUUUUGUUUUUAUUGAUGGCUUCAUAUCCUAAUGUGGAUUUAAUUUCAUUUUAAUUCUUGUCAGGGAAUACCAUCUAUUAGUAAAACACUGGAGGAUUUUUUAUUAAUAGGUUACUACACUCUGUAAGAAUCUGACUACUUGGUUGCCAUGGGAUUAUGGUAGGACCACCAUAUGUGGAGAACAUGGAAAAGAUUUUGAGGACUCUUUUGGCAAAAGAAAAGGUGGACAACGAACUUGAGUUUAAGGAACUUGCAACUAUGACAGAAGGAUAUACUGGAAGUGAUCUAAAGAACUUGUGCACAAUUGCUGCUUAUCGACCUGUUAGAGAGCUAAUUCAGCAAGAGAGGCUAAAGAGUCUGGUGUGUAGAAGCAAGUUUCAUGAUGAUCAAUCAAGUUGAUUCAAGUAGUUUUGAUGAAGACAAAGAUGAUGACAAAAAGUCCAAAGAAUGAUUUCAAGAUUGAGUCAACAAGUUCAAGA